AUUUGUUAUCAGUACCCAAACAAGAAUUCAUCGGUUCCCAUCGAAACCAGCUGCUCAUUCCCAGAAAACCUUUGUUUCAAAUUUGACAAAAAAACGGAGGAUAACGAACAAGUCACCAUUCAAGGAUGUAUAACCGCUGAACAAUGCAGACAGUUUGAUGACGAACAUUUGCAAUGUUGUGAGGAAGAUCUUUGUAAUAGUAGUAAGUGUCAUGGUUAUAGAAACGCAAAAAUUUAUUUAUUUAGGCGCACUCUAAGAUUUUGACAAUGUUCCAAACCAGAGACAAGUUGGUUCAAAGUUUUUGAAUCAUGAUGAUGAGAAGGAGAAAACUGAUCGGAAAGCAAAUAUGGUGUACUCCUAUGGAAUUUUUUUUCUUUAUUUUGAUUAUGAUGCUUCUAUUUCGCAACUUGUAAGUCUUCGGCCAAUCUCAGCUACGGCAGGAUAAAAAUAGGUGGGUGUCAAAAGUUGUUCAGUGAUGACACAGAGGGUUCUUCGUGAUACACUGUAAGUCUUUGGCUAUUUGGAUUUGUGCUAACCCAAUUUUAAGGUAACGGACUAAUUUCAUUAGGUGUUUUUGCCAUACUUUGUGGUUGCACAAAAUCAAAGGGAAUUUCCAUGUAGUUCCUUUUUUUGUGUAAAUGCCUUCGCAUUAUGACUGGAUCUUAUAAUUACAGAGGACACGAGUAUACAAGCUCAGUUAGCCAGGUAAGAUCCGCUUUUGUCCUCGCCGAAGCGCAGUGGACAAGUUCCACUGUCAACAAGUGACAGUGUAGUAAGAGAAGAGGUUUUAACACUAUAUAAGCUCUAACAUGCCUGUACCCCUUUUAACCUGACCGCAUAUUUUUGGAAAAAACUUCCUCAUUUCUAUUUAUAGUACAGUACCUUUGAUCACAGUUUGAUAUAUUUAUUUUAUUUGCAGUCAUAGAAACCAGGACUUCCGCAUCUGCAUCAGAAAAUUCCACUGUCAUUAACAAAGCUAUUUACAUUUCACUUGGUGUCACGUCCGCUAUUUUGCUGUUGUCGGUCGCUAUUUUCUUCUGGUGCUACAGAAAAAGAAAGGCAAAGACUAUUGAAAGGUUUGUGGAGCUCUGCUAAUGCGUAGCUGGCGUUUUUUUUGUUUGCUUCUUUUUUCUUUUCAGAGGUUUGGUAAAGUAAGAGAUUCAGCCGGGCGAAAGCUGAACCGAGGACGAAAAAGAAUUGAUAGGGAAGGGGGCGAGGGGAGAAGUAGGUGAGAAAAACCUCCUGUAUUCAACCCCUUGAGAUUUUUAAAACGCCUCUUUUUGGCCCUCCAGAAAGUGUGAAAGGAUGAUGUGACAUGUUUUAAGGUCUGACGUCAUGCAACCGACAAAAUGUCGCGCCAAUGGUUUUUUGUUUACGAUCUUUUAAUGUCUUUUUUUUACUAGCGCUUUCCCGGUAAUUAUUCUCUCCCCUCGCCCCAUCCCUCAUCGUUUUCUGUUUCGACCUCGGUUCAGCCGUGUUCACGCGGCUGUAACUCUUAUAUUACUUUGCAAACCACCAAAUAAAAAAACACACAAAGGAAUCUCCAGCUAUGCUAGCUUCAUAAAUACAGAAAUAAAUCUUACACUAAGGAAAGCUUUUGCUUUGUCUUUUGAUCUAAACGUAGCGAUUAAUCUUCGCUCCCCGUGACGUUAUUGGCUAAAUUACAUCACGUGUCAACAAAACCGACGUAGUGCACCUGCCAAGAUGACAGAUAACUUUAACUGGAAGUCUUAUGAAAAAUAAUCAAAGAAAUUUUUUCAUUCUCGAAUGAUGCAUGGAAAAAAAUGAAAAAUCUCAAGAAUACUCUGAUGAAGACGAAUUUUGCUUUUUAGGUAUGCCUAAAAUGAAUUCGAAUUGAAUAAAUUCUUUUUUUUUUGUUAAGUCAUUGCUUGUGAAGGAUGGUGCCCUUGACUGAAUGUCCUUUAAAAAAAAUCAGUUUCUUUUAUCCCCACUCGGCUAUUUUGAUGUAGCUUUUUUUUUUCACGCGGAGAACAUCUCAACUUCGGCCAUUAUCCUCCGAUGCACCAGUAGCCAGGUGCAAUAAUUUUUGUUGUUAGUAAAGGUUACAGAUAUGCAAGUAUAUGUUACUAUAGUAUUGUGCUUAGCGUUAUAAUCCGGCAUUCUUUUUUUUUCCUUUUUCUAGGUCAUCUUAUUCACAAGACGAGAUUACUCCUCGUGACAAGUGGGAAAUUCUGCCUGAGCAAAUAGAGUUUGACGAAGAGCUGGGGAGAGGAGAAUUUGGUGUUGUUUACAAGGCAACCUUUAGAAAGAGUGACGAGAUGGAGGCGUUGGUCACUGAGACUUCAAAAUGGCCUGUAUCAACCAGGAGGCCGAAAGCACCACAGCUGGUGGCUGUCAAAGUUAUACAUGGUAAGAAAUACUGACUGUUAUCUCCAUAGACAAAGGCAUAAAGUCUUAACUACCUUUCAGUCCUUUUCAUACUACUCUAAGAACCCUUUUGGAUUUAAGUAACUCUUUGGGAACUUUAAGAUCUCAACGCAAUUUUAACAGAAAAAAAAACUCGACUCUUUUCGAAGAGGUGAUCGCAUGAUAUUAAAACAAAUCACACCACCUAAAGACAUUGCAUUUUUAAAAUCGGGAUUGUCUCUCGCUGGUGAAGAGCACGGCAAAGUUGGAAGUGCAAGUAAUUUGUGGUUUCUUUAUUCACUAUGCAAGUGUGAAAAAAAUAAUAAAGGCUGUUAAGUUCCAAAAAGUAGGUUUAAGCCUAUUAGCUCUAAACAAAUCGUCUCUUAAGAAUUUACAUUUCCCCAAAACCAAACAAAAAGUAAAUUGAUCUACAGAGCCUGAAUUAAAGCCAAUAAUGAAUAUAAAUUUUAGCAAUGCAGCCUUUAGUCAGUACAUGUAUCAAGGACACCCAACGUCAAUUUUCGGAAAAUAUCUGUUCGGAAGACGAUUUGAGAUCUACAAUUUUCGGAACAUUUAUUGUAAAAUUUUGUGCUUGCCUGCCUCUCCUAGGAUUUUCGAGCAUCUAAAAAAUGGUAUAAUUGCCCAUUUUUAACGGAUUUUUACCCUAAAAAGAUCACCUAGAAUUUUCGGGAGCCUUUUACCUGGCUGAAACUUUCGAAAAGGUAAGUUUUGAUCCCUAUAAUUUUCGGGUCACCAGACUUUCAGCUAGGAAAUCCGAACAGAUGAAAAAUUUUUAGGGGAUAAAAAUAUGCCAAUAUAUACUAUUUAAAUACUAAAAUACGUUUAACAAUGCUAUGUUUAAGUGGUUUUGAACUAUAUUCUCGUUGGGUGCCCCUGAUGUAUGGCAACUCUUUCUGACGACCCAUGUUGCCCAGUUUACACCGCAAGUCAUUUGAUAAUGAGGAGAAGGGAAAAAAAAUUAUUAAACUGAGCCACGACAUCACCAUGCUAAAGGCUAGACCCAGGGGAACUCUCUUAUAGAAGCCAUACAAGUGUGAGCGGGGCCGAAGGACAUGGUUGUUGACCCCUUACAUACAUACUUUAUUAGUAUUCCCCAGGAGGCUUUUCAAUACUAAACAGCAAAGAACAUUAUGAUAAAAAAUGAAUAAAAUUAAAAAAGCGGUCAUUAAUUAAAAUAAUUCUCUAGCAUGUGCGUUUUCAACUUCUUUUUAAAUGAUGGUAAAGAUAACUAUUUAAAGUCUUUGUCUAAAUUGUUCCAAAUGUUCACUGCUCUAUGGAGGAAAUGUCGCUGUCCUGACUUUGUCUUGCUUGGAGGAAUAUCAAGGGAUUCUCUGUUUCUAGUGUUAUGAUAGUGAAUAGACUUGCGUCUUCGGAGAGACUCACACAAAUAUGUGGGGGCUAGGCCCUUCAUGCACCUAAACGUCAUAACACUAUCUCUGUAGUGGAGAUUCUCAUUUACUCGUAGCCAUUUGAUCUCGCGUAACGCAGGUGUUAUGUGCUCAAAUUUCUUUGUUUUUUUUAAUGAUUGUGCACGCGAAAUUCUGAACAGCUUGAAGCUUCUUGAUGUUUGUGGCAGUUGUGUUUGACCAAACUGUAGAGCAAUAGAACAAUUUGCUUAGGAAUAGAGCGGAGAUGAUUGUGCACAGAGUGUCCCUAUCAAAACUGUUCUUUACCCUGUUUAUUUGACAAAGUUUGGUCAUGCAAGAUGAAGUAAGUUGAUGGAGGUUAAGUUGUUGUCUAGAAUUAUUCCGAGAUCCUUGGCACUGGAGACAGGUGUGAUCUCUUUCCCUAAGAAAGAGAUCAAGAUUUCGCUCGGAAGCCUGCGCAGUAGUUGUUGUGUUCCGACCAUAAGGAACUUGGUCUUUUUAGGGUUGAUUAGUAGUUGAUUUUUACAGCACCAGGCAGCCACUCGUCUUAAAUCUUCUUCAAGAACACGUUUUGCAGACUCGACAUCCUUGACUGGAAAGGAUAAGAAGAUCUUAGAGUCGUCUACGUAGGACUCGAGAUUGCAUACUUGUGGAGCAAGAGGAAGAUCACUGAUGUAAAUACAAAACAAAAGUGGUGACAGUAUGGCGCCCUGUGGUACGCCAUGGGUGAUAGGGAGGGCUGUAGAUGUAGAUGUGCCAAUACGGACCACCUGAGUUCUAUGAGACGGGUAACUCUCAAACCAUUUCUUGGUUUUGUCGGCGGCAACAAGGCUCAGCUUCUGUAAUAAUAUAGAAUGGCUAAUGCUGUCAAAAGCUUUUGAUAGAUCUAAUAGUAUAAAGGCUGACAGUCUCUUAUUGUCCAUAGCAUCUAAUAAGAAGUCGCUGAUCAUAAUAUUAAGAGUCUCUGUGGAGUGGUAUUUACGAUUACCACUUUGAUGUUCACUAAGGAGGCCGUUAUGUUGUAAAUAAUUGCUGAACUGUUGGAGUGCUACCUUCUCGCAGAUCUUUGAAGCAACGGCAAGCAUCGAAAGGGGGCGAUUAUUUGAUGGCUCCUCGUGAUCUCCGUCUUUCAGUAGUGGUAUGACCUCAGACGCUUUCCCGGAGUUUAGAAAGGUAGAAGUUGCGAAAGAACAGUUGAUGAUGUCCGUCAAAGGGCCAAAGAUAACAGGAAGGCAGUCUUUGAUGAUGCGCAUGCUGACUUUGUCGGGGCCAGGAGACUUAUCAGAAGGCAUAGAUGAUACAAUACGUUCGACCUGCGUGCAGGUAACAGGUGUGAAGUUGAAUAGUUCCUCGGAUGAGUUUCUGGUCAUUGGUGUUGAAAUAAGGUUUGUAUCUGAAAUAUUGAUGUUGUUGCCUACGGCCAACUGAGCAGCAGUUUGAGCAGCGUUUCUCCCAAAAGAGGAGAAAAAUUGGUUGAAAUCGUUAGCAACUAGCUCAGUAUCUCUACUAUAAACCGGAGUUUCUUUUUCUUUAGAUGGAAUACAAGUAUUGAUUAUUUUCCAUAGAGAUCCAGUGUUAUCUUUGUGUGAUCGGCAUUCUUAAGAAGUUGUUUUAGCCUUCCAGCGUUUCGGCUUUGUCGGUAACGACGAAAGAGCUGAUCUCUAAAGGUCAUCUGAUCCUUAAUUUCAGGUGUUACGUAAGGGCAGGGACGACUGCGAAUUCUGAUCGACUUAAAUGGUGCAUGAGCGUCCAGUGUGGAAAGAAAAGUGUCAUUAAACGUUGCGAGUUUGUAAUUUAUAUCUUCCUUUGAGAAAAUGGAAAGAAAUUUGUCUGACUUGGUUGCUAGGUCUGCGGUAAAUAGAUCGGGUUUAUAAUGCUUGUAACUCCUUGUUGAGAUAUAACAUGGUGGAGGUUUAGGGAGUUUCAGCUUUAACUACACGUAUACGGGUAAGUGAUCCGUAAUCGGAGUGUUAAUAACGCCACGCACGUGGACGAGGUCAGGAGAUGAGACUAAAAUAACAUCAAUCAGAGAUUCGCAGGUGUCUGUUAUCCUUGUUGGUGUUGUAAUUAUCUGCUUCUGGUUAGUCUCAGACAAAAAAUUAGACAAGGCUUUGCUCUCUAGGCUCUCCUUUAAGACGUUACAGUUAAGGUCACCUGAGACCACAAUGGGCUUGUUCAUGGUAAGUGCUUGAAUGUAACUCGGUUUCAGCAACUCUUCAAAACAGGAAAACAGACAAUCAGGCGGUCUGUAGGAUAUGGAAAUCACGACUGAUCGCAAUUUCCUGUAUUGCAGUUUUAGCCAGAACUGAUGGAAAUAAUUAUCAGAUAAAUGGGAAAUGUCCUUCAGUAGAGUGACUGUAAUGUGUUUGCGAAUAUAAACACAGACUCCCCCGCCGCGUUUACGUAACCGAUCCUGUCUGUAGAGCUUAUACCCGUCGAUGCUAACCUCAGAGUUGGUAAGGGACCUAAGAAACUAAGCAGCGGUCAUUCAACCGGCGCAUGCAAUCACAUGUGUGAAAUUGGGAAAAGAUUUCCACGAUUUCGGAAAAACAGAUAAAACGUGAAACAGGAUUAGGUUUUGCUCUGCCUUGUACCAGGUCUGUAUUUAUUAUUUGGCGCACCGGGUUUAUCUCAUUACCUUUGCCGAACAAAACUGCGUUUACACGUUAUCCGUGCGUUAUGCACGAUUGCAUUUGUUCCGUUCAUUUGUUCGCUUCGCUCCGCUUACAGACGGUAGCGAACGUCUUUUACAAGGUAAGAGGCAUGUGGGAAAGAAAGCUCUGCUAGCACACGGCACUUUAUCACACUUUUACGAUCUCAAAAGUUAAUCUGAAUCUUCAGUAAUUUUGCCUCAUCGAAAUUUUGAAGUCUGAAGUCCAGGGAUGAAAUCUAUCAAAAAUAUUUGCAAUAUUAACGUCGGGUUUUGGUCACAAUAAGAUCACAAGCAACGAACCUUGAAACACAGAAACUCACAAAACGGAUCGAAAUCCACAAAUCACAAACUAUGACCUUUUGAACCCGUCGAAGAAAACUUUCAUUUCCUAAGAGGUCCGCUAAGAUGAUUGGCGUCUGACGUUUUUUUGACGAGAGGAUCGAAAUGCACCAAUCAUAGAAAGACAGUUUUAAUUGCAUGUUUCCUAAGAGGUCAUCUGAAUUUGCUGUUUUCCUUAUUUUUUCCUUAUUUUGUGAUUGGUCGAUUUUGUUAGGUCGAGUGGAUAAUCCAAUGAGGGACGAUUUCGAUAUCGUUUGAUCCGAAAUUUUUCGACGCAGCAGUAAGAAGCAGUUUGGAUAACAUUUGGCUGCGGCGUUUCGAGGAACGUGUUAAUAUAUUGUUCAAUCAUGUUAUCCCGGGUUAAACUUACAAAUGCACACUCUGUUCGCGCCUCCUCCGGUUCGCGGUAGGCCCACACUAAAAAAUAAUACUGAGUGUUUUCGGAAUGGGCUGGUCCGCGAACUCAAAGAAAAACAAAGGAAAUUAUCAAGUCAUUCAAUAACAUCAAAGACUCAUGGACCCCACAGACGUAAUAACAAAUCUGAAUAUCAGGAGUGUAUGUGUAAAAUGGAUAAGAGUUUGAACAGAGGAAUGUUUAACAAGUUUGAGAGUCGCAAGAUUUGUGUAGCUGGUUAUCAGUGUGACAAUAGUGAUUUUCAUUUUUGCCUUGCGGAACACAACGAGUUGCCUGUGAUAAAAAUCUGUUCCGAUGAAGGAAGAGACGAUUGUCAACAAUUGAAACCAAAAGGGACUGAGGCUUCUUUUGGAACUACUGUGAUGACUGCAACACUUCUUUUUAUUAUUUCUAUGUUGUUUUGCAGGGUGACGGUUAAUGUACUUGUUUUUGUAUUGUAAGUUGUGUUUUUUCAUCCAAUUGUGUAUAUAGUGACGCGGUACAUGUAGGAUGCCGUGCGUCGGGAUUUUGCAUUAUCAGCAAGUUUUGUGUUAGAGUGUUUUGAUGGCAGCGAGGUGACAACAAGAGAAGGUAAUGAGCUAGUUGCACAGAAGCAAAAUUGUGUUCUGGAGGAAAUAAAAGAGGUUGAAUUGAGAUCUCGUCGUGGGAAAUUUAUUUAUAACAGAAUUUACAAUUCCAUUGGUUUAAAUCAGGUUAGUCAAUUAUAUUUUCGGCAAGACAAAUUACCAUAAAAUCGAGAUUGUAAUUCGAAACUCGCGUUGUUUUAAAAAUUUGCAUAAAUCGGGCGCUGCAAAGAAAUAUUUAGGUUACGAGCGCUUCGAAAUACUGUACCUUCAAAACGGCAUAGCUUUUACUUGUUGAGCUAUAUCUUUCAAAACCAUCGAUCGAUUCUAGCUCAAAAACUCUCAAAGCGGUGGUUUAAAUGAAAAAGCCCGUGGCUGGUUGAAAUCGUCUCUUAUUUGUUUUCAAACGAUUUAGGAUGGAUCGAAUCGACUUUGGAUCGAUUAUUAAUUUAUCAGCUUCUGGUAUGAACGAAACGUAUUUCUUCUCGAUAAAGUUCACUCAACAAAUUUAGAAAGAUUUACUUGACUUUUCACGUGUGGAACGAACUGACUUUUUUGUGGAACGAACUGAUUAUUUGAUGGCACGAUCUGACUUGGAAUGAUCUGACCACGGAACGAAAUGACCGGUUACCGUCACGCACCUAGCAGACUACCGAUGAACAAAUUAAAAUCUUUGUUACAGAAAACACGGAAAGUGACACUUUUUGUAUGGAAGAGUAUUCGGAAAAAUACACCAUUGUCAUCUUAAAUUCAUUGUUACGUUAAAAAUAGAAAAGGUUUACACUUAAACAGGUCUUAAGGGGCAACUCCAAAAAUAGUUCGUAAGCCAGGGAAGGUGUAUCUGUCGUCUAAGCAUCAAACCACAGGCGAUUUAGGUGGAAUUAGAUAUCCAAAUAGGCUUUUAAGUAAGAAUUUGCCCCUCCGUACAUGCAAUUAUCCAUUUUAUAGUGCUUACAACAGUUUGAAUCACCGGGUUAAUUUUGGCCAAUUUAAGCUUUGUAGUGAUAUAGAGAAGAAUCCAGGACCUUCAGUUUAUGUAGAUGCUGCAAAAACAAUUAAUGCUCCAUACUGUCAAGGAAAUGUUACAGUAUUUGGACAAAAUGCUGGACAACAAUGAGUCGCAAUGAGUCUGUGCGCUUUAAUUUACACUAAGAUAACAAAGAUUACUUCAGUUGAUGAUACGACUCAAAUAAUGAUUGUUGGUAUUCAAUUCACGUUCUAGUCUAGCACUGCUUGCAAGACAAUCUAUGUUAAUGUUAACAGAAUUGCCAGGAAUGGUUACAGUGUUUGAGCAAUUUUUCUACCUUGAAUACAGUGACAGUUAUACUUGUAACAUCCAUCACUACUGUCUAUGCCACUCACAGGGUACUGCAUUUGAAACACUCUUGACACUGAACUACAACUCAUUCAUUUUAACGGUGUCAAUUAUUGGUGUUGGUAUCUACAGCAUUUAGGCUGGGGGAUAUAAUGUAUUUGAUUCUCAUGAUAGAGAUAUGUAUCAUAACAGUCAUAGUGAAGGGACAUGUGUAUUGUUGGAAAUACCAUCCAUGCAUAAAUUAGUCCAAUAUUUUCAGACUCUACAUAGGAAUGAGGAUAUAUUUAUAUAUAUGAACUAAAAGGUGUACAUAUUGCCACCUUUGAACCUCAUCUUUUCUCAAGCAAUGUUGAACAUUGUAGUAUAUCAAAUGUUAAUAGUUAUCAAUGUUCCUGUAAACAGUGCUGCCCUUAUAGCAGUUUAUGCAAUGUGUUACUCUCUUAUUAAUCCUUGUGGAUACAGGACUUAGGGAACUUUAUUUACCCUUGUUAGUAACCGGAAUACACUGUACAAUGUGAUGGGUGUGAAAACACAUCUGUCAGUAUCAGUGGAGCUGAGAUAAACCUUACUCUCCGGGCUGUAACCACUUAUGUCCUAUGUUGCAAUUUGGCUCCAAGCAUGUCUGCAUUAAAGAUGUGCAUAUUUUCAAACAUUGUCAUGUAAUGACACUAAUUUUGUUGUGGAUUGGGACAUACUGUAUAAGCUGUGUGGUUCAGCAAACAAGUGGAGUAAAGGAUUUUUCUUCUCCGGUAAGAUAUGAUGACAGUUCUUUAGCUGCAAUAGGGCAUGUUCAAAGUAUCAUACCGUGGUACGACCACGCCCAAAUAUACGCUCCCACAGCGUCUUGUUUUAUUCUAUUUUAUUGUUGGUUUAUUAUUUAUUUAUUUAUUUUUCUAUCUAUCUAUCUAUCUAUUUUUUUUCAUUCGCCUUUUUAUGAACAGAGGUUUAGGUAGUGAGGGAAACCACUUUGUAACAUCACACCGCCACCCGAAUUUUCCAGGAGUUCCUCCCAGGGCUGCUGGGAGGGUGCAUGGAGUGGUAAACUAAAAAUAAUAACAGGUCAUUUUAUUUAAUUAUCUUUAGAUAAUCCAUCUGAAGUAGAGAAAGCAGAGUUCACGUUAGAGAUUGAACAGAUGAAGCUGUUGGGUUCACAUAAGAACGUUGUAUCCAUGGUUGGAUACUGCACGCUUCAGGAGAAAAUGUUCCUGGUUAUAGAAUACGUUCCGUGUGGUGACCUGCUGACGUGGCUACGCCGCAGAAGAAAAAAGGUAAGGAGAUGAACAAUUAUAUAAUUAGAUAAUAACGAAAUUAUCAAGAAACAUAUAUAGGGAGACAACAUUACGAAUAUAUUUUGGUACUAUCUGAAGAUUUUGUACAACUUAUUUGAGCAACUGCAGUUACUUCAAAAUUAUAAAAGCAUUUAAUGAUAAUACUAACGAUAAUAAUUAUUUGAUAUUUAUUAUUAUUAUUAUUAUUUUAAAAGUAUUUUAUUCUUGGGUGUAACAACAUAGGGAUGGUAUUAAAAUCCUCCUUACGAAUCUUAGUCCAUAAAACCUGGUGUGCCUCGAAUUAGGGGCCGUAAUCUAGUAUGGAGAUAAUAACUUUUUGACUCUAGGAUCGCUUGAAGCCAUGCAGACGUAAAGUACCGUUUUUGUGACUUGCUUGAUGUUUAGGUCAAAGAACUUCAAGCUACCGAGAAAUCUUAUGCUGACAAAGAGGUUCUGAAAGAUCAGAGAGAGACCAGAGAUCAUGUAGGCUUGUAUAUAAACUGUAGUUUAAGUUUCCAUACUAGCUCUGUCCUAAAACGUUUAUUAUCCAGACUGCUUGUUUGUUUAUGUCUGGUUGACCUAGCUAUCUAAUCUACCCAUCCGAUUGUUGUUGAAUGGUUUGCACGUAACGAAAUCAUAAUUCAAAAAAAAAGAAAUAUUUAUCCUUCUGAGUUUCAAUUUAGUGAACUGUUAGAGCAAUUGAUCAUGAACACGUGUAUUUCUAUAAAGUUUCAGAUCGAAAGGUUCUUUAUUUUGUGACAGAACACAUUUGGAUAUUCUAAUAUAUUGCGUGACGCGACGAUAAUGGGGCAAUAAAAUCUGUCACGAAACUGUAGGUUAAAGAGAAGCAUAUCCUUUUUUUUUUAGAUUUUGCUAUCUGAACAGUCCUUGUUUUUUGAAUAAGUAUUAAGUCUAAUGUUUAUGAGCUCUCCAGAGAUGAGUAUUCGCUUUAUGGCAAUGUUUCUGUUAGUUUCCGGCCGCCAUAUCUGUGUUCCUCAGAGGGAUUCCAACAUGGCUGGCGUCUCAAAACAAAGCUCUAUAAAUUUGGGUAACACAUUUCUCCGAAUACGUCGCAAACGAAAAAACCGCACAGACCUGAAUCUUAGCAAGACUUUUGCAUAUCCCUCAGUUUCCUGAAUUUAUUCAUUUCCACACAGGUCAGUAAACUUGGUAAGAAACAGAUAAAGCAAGCGGAGAAAAUACAA
Molecule: messenger RNA, 11513 nt
Organism: Porites evermanni
Lineage: Eukaryota; Metazoa; Cnidaria; Anthozoa; Scleractinia; Poritidae
Source: the annotation of a GenBank genome assembly